AUGGGUACCUAUGAGAUGACACUCAACUCGACGCGCACACACCGACGUGCUGCCGGACAUGAACAGGUCGAUAUGCAGCUCUUCGCAGACAAUAUUUGCAAGGAGGCGUGGAAAGAUUGGCCAAACGAAGCCGGCGCGGAUGAGCUUGUCGAGACCAUCAAAAAGAAAGGAUGGCGCACCAGCGUCUCCUUUGCCCAAAGGUCGGACCCUUGUGUCGGAAUCUUUGCCAAGGCCCAAUCCAUGUUUGCUCCCUCUCAUCUUAACAAUAAUGUCGCCCUUCAUCGAAACCUGCCUGGCGUUGCCUCCGAGGCGCCUCCCGGUGCCGGCCACCGCACUGGCAGCAGCAAGCUGUUCCUCGCCACCGACACAUCAAUCCUUCAGGAUAUCAACCCCGACACGCUCGAGUCUUUAGGCUCCAGAAACCAGUCUCAGCUUCACCCAGACCUCGACGGCCCGCUUUCCUGCGCUCACCCGCAGCGAGAUCCCAAGACGGGAGACUUGUUCAAUGUGAACCUGCAUCUCGGUCGAUCGCCCACCUAUCGCCUUUUCCGCGUGAGUGCGUCGACGGGGAUCACAGACAUCCUGGCCGCCGUGUCCGGGCCGGAUAUCCGUCCGGCAUACAUUCAUAGCUUUUUCUUGACUGAGAACUAUCUCAUUCUCUGCAUUCCAUCAUCCCAUUUCCACUGGGAUGACGCCAAAAUCUUGUGGGAGCGGAACCUUCUGGAUGCCAUGAAGUCGUUUGACAAGUCGAACCUGUGCAGGUGGAUUGUCGUCGACCGCCAUGGCAAAGGUGUUGUUGCUCGCUUUUCCACCCCUGCUGCAUUCUUCUUCCACUCCAUCAAUGCCUUUGAAGAGCAUGUGUGUGAUGAAAACAUCGAGCGGACGGAAAUAUGCAUGGAUUACAUUCACUUCGACACAACCGACAUCAUGCUGAGCUGCUACUAUGAUGUCAUUCUCAAUCGCAACGAUGCGGCGAAAAAAUACUGGCUCCAGGACGACGCCUACGAGCGUCUCAACCCUCGCCUCGUCCGUCAGCGGUUUACACUUCCUCUCAGCCGCCAGACGCCUCGGGAGGCGGCAACGGCAACCGGAAUGGAAGUAUUUAGCAUUCCGAAUCCCCACGCUGGCGAGUUGCCAACAAUGACGGAGAUGGGGCGAGCGGAAGCCGGUUUCCCCAUUGCUGUAGGACUGCAUGGCCUUCACGCUCCUGCCGUGGCAUGA
This is a messenger RNA of Drechmeria coniospora, 1221 nucleotides long. RefSeq lists its product as uncharacterized. Gene Ontology annotation, biological process: carotene catabolic process. The record is from RefSeq and is a predicted model, not a curated record. Gene Ontology annotation, molecular function: carotenoid dioxygenase activity. The transcript is spliced from 2 exons. Lineage: Eukaryota; Fungi; Ascomycota; Sordariomycetes; Hypocreales; Ophiocordycipitaceae. Bases 1 to 1221 code for a protein of 406 amino acids.